CAGAACAGAGCCAGCUUCCUCCGUGGUUUCACUGGAAAUCCUGAAACGUGAACCAUUCCCGUGGCUCCAGCACUGGUCUCACUGCAGUGUGCCCUUACUCCCAAAGCGCUCCUGUUGCAGACAGAAGUGUGAUGAGCUGGAGAUGGAGGAUGAGGAAGGCUACACCGCUUUAAAUUUACGACCCUCAGCUUCAGUUAUUACUUCUGGAUAUUCGAGCAGCAACAAAUGUUCUACAUUCAAGGCUCCGGCCAGUUGUGUCAGAGUAGACAGAGCCUCUUCCUCGUCUUCCAUAUGGCGGACAGUGGCCUUUGUUUUCCUCGUGUUGUGCCUGGUGUUGCUGUCGGGGCUGGUAGCCCUGUUGGCCCUGUUUUUUCAGGUUUCCAAGGAUCCUGAGGAAGGAAAGAAGCUGCGGGAAAUGAGGGAAGCGUUGUGUUUGGAAGGGAAGGAGAAAAACGGGACAAAAUGUGCCGUCUGUCCAGCCAGCUGGGUAAACAGCGGAGCUGACAGCUGCUUCUACAUUUCAAAGGAGAGGAAAACAUGGAAGCAAAGCCAGGAGUUCUGCUCCUCGAGGAACGCCACUCUUCUUGUGCUGAAAGACACAGCAAAGAUGGUUUCUCUGCCACAGGAUUCACAGCUCUACUGGGUUGGAUUAUCAUACGUACACGAAAGGAAUGGCUGGUACUGGGAGGAUGGAACGGCUUUUUCAAAAGAAGUGACAAAACGGGCCGUGUUAUAUGACAACAUCUUCUGUGCUUCUGUCUAUGGACAGAUUAUUUAUGCCAGCCACUCCUGUUCAACAAAGCAAUUAUGGAUCUGUGAGAAAGGGGCCGUUCAUUUCACCUGAAGAGGCAUUGCAAGAAGGGAUGUGGGAUCUGCUGCUGUGAGAUACCAGCUUUAGGAACUGGAACUUUUAAAUGUAUUUUUAUUUUUGUUUGUUUAGCAUGCAGUUUUCUCAGAAUAGUGAUUCAAAUGGACAGGUCAUUAGAGAUCAAAUCUUCCUCUUUGCCUGCAUUUUCCCUCCCUGGCUCACAAAUGAGAGAGAGAAAAAAAUACUACAAAGCUAAAAACCACAGGCCUAAGAAGCAACAUGAAGGAAUUAGCUACAGUCAAGCAAUGAGUAUUGUGUGUCUCUUUAGGUUGACAGCCACACAUUCUUGUAGGUCUCUAUAUUUCUUGAGCUUUAAUCAGCACUUUACGCUAACACCUGGCAGUCAUAAACCAGCUGCAUCCUUGAUAAUUUACUGUCUGAGUUACUUACUCUACACACUAACUACUCUCCACCCAUAAUUCUCUUCUAGAUCAGUUUGCCAAGGCAUACCUUCUUUCCUAAAUCUAUUCUUCUCUCUGUUCCCCUGUUUAAGGUAUAGAGAUACAGAAAGAAUGCAAGGCUCUAUUAAUCCAUAAAAUUCUUUUCACAUAUGCAUUAACAUUUAUAGAAAAAAAUAUAUAUUUUCAGAAGACUACAGGGAAUGUCUUGAAACAAUUUCUAUUAAAAGUAGAGUCAAAUGUCAUGGCUGAAUUAAAACAUUACCUGAAUAACUUCAAUGCAACCAUAGUGUUAAUUGCUGUGCGAAUAACAGGGAGGAUAAUAGUUAUGUGUUCCAUUCAGAGCUACACACAGUCACUCAAACUGAUGCAGAAUCCAUUGCCACAAAUCUUACUUGACCUCUUGUAUUAUAUCUACACUGUUUGGGUUCUCUGGAGUCCAAGGUAAGUGCUAUGCAUCAUGUGUUAUUAAAGCACUUGUCAUACUUCUUGAAAGAAUAUGAUGCCUCCACUUUUCUGGGUGGAGUUUCAUUGCAGGAGUUCUUUGAAGUUCUGUAUGUCAGCAUCUGGUUUGUAUUACAUACGCACAUAUUCCUUGUAUAUAUAUUCCUUAUGUCUAUGUGUAUAUGCCUUAGUAUUUGGAGACUUUCCUAAAAAUAAAUGAAAAAAUAA
Molecule: messenger RNA, 1938 nt
Organism: Calidris pugnax (ruff)
Lineage: Eukaryota; Metazoa; Chordata; Aves; Charadriiformes; Scolopacidae
Product: natural killer cells antigen CD94-like
Exons: 6
Coding region: 143-844 (233 amino acids)
Source: RefSeq, a predicted model, not a curated record